CGCUUUGAUUGAGUGUGUGUUUGUGAUGAGCGGUGAACAGGGACGUUUGGCCACCCUUCUGCCUCUUGGUUUCAGUGCCUGUCUGUGUAGAGAGCGAACGAGUGUACAUUUGAGGAUGUAUAUGCAUUUUUUUUUUCUUCUUCUGAUAUCCAUAAGUACAGUGCUUGUUUCUUAGACUGCAUAAUUAAAAAUGCACAGUAAGUCUGUUGUAGACAUUUACUGAAUGGAAACUUUAGCACUAGGGGUAAUGGAUGUUGUUUUUUUUUUUUUUUUUUUUUAAGAAUUGUUUUCCCCCGAUGCCUUUUUAAUUCCCUGUCUGCCAAUCCGCAGUCCAGUCCUUCCAGACGCUACAGUCAGAAAAGGAAAGGUCGGCUGUUGACUAAGUGGAUUUGAGCCAGAAGCCCGAGUCCUGAUACAGGAGGCUGUUCACAAGUUCAAGGAAUCAUUGAUUGUUCAGUGUUGAGGGAGGCAGAUAAAUGAAUCUCUUAAUUACAAGAAAAUUGCAUCCCUUUCAGGCAGGAUUUAGCUAGAUUUUGAUUCUAGCUUGAUGAGAAAAUAAGAUAGAUAAAAUAAAAGCACAUUUUACUAUAUAUACCAGAGAAUAUUUGUUAAUUUUAAUUAUUAUUUUUUUCUUCUUGGUUUUUGUUCUGUUUCUCUUUCUUUUCUAUAUUUUAUGAUUGGGGCUAAUGUUGUUUUUCUGGGGUGUUGUGGGUGAAUGCAUAUGCAAUCAGUUUUAUUUUUUAAAUAAAUGCGUUUUAUGGUUUAUAUCUUUUAAUUAAAGACGAAAGGAAAUAUUUUGUUGUGUCAUGUGCUGUCAGUUGACAUGUUUCUGCAACACUAACAUGUGGAUCUUGUUUCAUAAUUCCUAUAUUUCAACACUUUACCUUUGGUCUUAACUGUUGCACCUUUCUCUCAUGGAUUGAACAUGUAACUUAGCAAUACUGUUUUGUUUUUUUUUUAAUAAAAGAAUGUUUUUUUUUUGUUUUUUUUUCAGAGUACUGACAGUGAAUUUUUGUGUGGUUCAAAGAGUGUUUUAACACAUUUAAUAUUUGAUUAGAAUUCUUCAUUUUCAGAAUAUCAGUGUAAUGAAGUAAUUGAGAAAUGUAAUGUAUACCUUAUACAGUCUAGCUGCUUACAGAGAAAUAUGUUUGAUGCACAUGGUAUCGUUUUUGAAUUGAUUCAACUUGAUGAGUUAAACUUGUUACAUACUAGUCAAGACAGUGUGAACUUAACAUGCUAGUUGUCAUCUUAAAUUACUUGAAAGUAACUAAACCAGUGGUUUACAAGCUUUUUGUUGAAUAUUGUCCACAGCAGUGUUCCCAUCCCUUUUUACCAAAGCAUUUACAUGAGUUCCAGUUAUUUAUCAUAAUUUCUACCUAAUAUUUUAGUGUGCUUGGCAUAACUAGACAAAAUUUUAUGAAAAUGCCCAGACUUUUAAGAUUUUAUUAAUUAGGCUACACGACCUUUCUAGAUCUAGACAUCACUUUUCUUAAAAUUAGGCUACCUCAUCAUAUGUCCAGGGAUUUUUUUUUUUUUUUUUCAAUACAGAAAGAGAAAAGGAAAAAACAGCUUUGAAGGAGGUGAAUUUAAAAUGAAGCUAAAUUAUGUUGGUUAGUUGUUGUAGCUGAUAAAAACCAUAGUGAGCCCCCCUGCUCAGAACCGCUGAUACAAACCAAGCAAACGAGAACGAAAUCACGAAACUGCUGGUGUUUUAACGAAUCGUUUGAAUGAAUAAUUCAACAAAUCUUUCGAGACGCUCACCCAUAGCGCCAUCUACAGGCGGGGCUACUGAACAAAUCACUGAAUGACACUUUUUGGUGAACUGAUUCAAAAGAUUCACUGAACAAAUCAGUGAAUGACUCUUUUUGGUGAACUGAUUCACUGAACAAAUCAGUGAAUGACUCUUUUUGGUGAACUGAUUCAAAAGAUUCACUGAACAAAUCAGUGAAUGACUCUUUUUGGUGAACUGAUUCAAAAGAUUCGCGUGAAUGAAAGAUGAUGAGUGGAGCUAGAGAGAGUCGCUUGACUUGAGAUGAUUUGUGUUUGUGAUGCAGCGGCUCACGUGUCCUACAGAUCACCUGUGUCUGCGUAUGUAAAAUUAUUUGUGUCUAUAUCGGAUUAUAAUGUGGUGUCGUCUUAGCAAGUUUGAUGAACAACGUGCACUUAGCGUUUGAAAACAAGAGUUUGCAGUAUUAAUACCAGACGAAUCCUCGCGAUAUCGGGCUUAGUUGACUUUAAGAGAUUGAGAGUAUGGUUGAGCUAGCACUUCUUUGCCAUUUAAUGCCAAACAACAUGAAGACGUUGAACUGAGAUCACAGUUACCUGACGUUCAUACACAGUUACUAAAUGUGUUUUAGUCUGAAGUUGCUACCAGCAUGUGGCAGUAUCGGCAUCCAGACUUUGCGGUAUUCCUGCUCGGUGAGCUUCAGAAGCAGCAGCAGCAGGGGAGCAUCUUCUGUGACACACUUCUGCAGACAGACGGUGUCUGUGUCCCAGCUCACAGUUGUGUGUUAGCUGCUCUAAGCCCUGUCCUGUCAAGAGUCUUUUCCACUUCCCCUGCUCCACAGGCAGGGCAGAACAGGCUUCUGAGCCUUGAGGCUGUAGGAUCUCAUGCCUUACUAAAGAUAGUUAAGUUCCUCUACACGGGGGAAAUGGAGAGCAAGAGUCAGAGCGAACAUGAGGAGGUAAUGGCUGCUGCCUUCAGACUUGGACUUAAAAACCUUUUUGAAAAGAAGAGAGUGUACGUGGAAAGAGGAGUUGAGGAUGUUGUGAGACAUUGGAGAGAGAUUGGUGUACAGACAGAAGAUGUGAAUAGCCAGGAAGGUGAAAUCGUUUCUGAGCCAUUAAGGAUACAGGGCAGUACUCUUCCAGUGCAAGCUUGUGGCUUAUUGGAAGCUGAUUUGUCAUCAUUGUCAUUACUUGAUGAAGCUAGUCCGACUACAGCUUUUAAUCGGACCAGUAAUGCCACUAUUCCUUCCCUCGCUGUCAUGACAGAAGCAUCUGUAAUAAAUCAUCAGAAAACAAAGGCUAAGAAGAGGUGGAAAAUGGCAAAGAGAGAAAGCCAGUUAAAAAAAUUAACUCGCCAGCAAAUGAAUGUUUCAGGCAAAAACUUCCAGAAACUUUUAGAGGCAGAUAACAGGCAAAAAAGUGCUACUGCUGAACAAAAGGAGGCCAAAUUGGACCAGCUUAAAGUUCGGAUAAAACUGAGGAGGAGCGGAGCUUGCUGGGAGAGCAACCUUCUCGUUUCUGUCCAAGGUGAGAACGAGAAGAACCCAGAAGAACUGAAAGAGUGUGGACUUCAAACUCAAAGCUGCCCACCUAGUGUACUUCCUGGUCAAAGUCUUGGAAUUCUCACCCCAUCGACGGAUCUGCCUAUUUCACCCUCCUAUUCUUCCACGCAUGCCUCUUCAGAUAAAUGUCUUCAUACUCCACACCACAUUUCUGUCUCCUCCCCUUUGGAAAUACCAACUUUAUCUUCAAGCCCUCCCGAAGCAGAUGAAUCUGAUGAACAUAUUGCAAAGAUGUUGGAUGAUAUGUUGAUGGAUUUAAACAUCCUGCCAUUGAUGCCAAUAGACAGAAGUCUGGAUGAGCAAGAGCAGCUUGGUCCUCUUCAGGAUCCAAAAGGUCAGCAGAGGGCUGCUGCGGCCUCUGCUCAAGGUGCUUGUGUUUAUAUGCAAAGCUGUGAGCCAGAGAUGAGGGGAUCUGAUGUUAGCAAGACAGCAGCACCAGUUGGGUCACCAGGACAAAGAGAUGAAGACCACUCAGGCUUUGUCAAAAUCAGUCAAGAUCCAAUACAUUCGUGACUCAGUCACCUGGACCGGACCACUUGAACAAAGAGAAGAAUCUGGCAGCUGGGGCAAGAAACUCCACCCCCUCACUGGUAGAAGACUUGUUU
Cyprinus carpio (common carp) is the source of this 3895-nucleotide messenger RNA. RefSeq lists its product as uncharacterized. The record is from RefSeq and is a predicted model, not a curated record. Lineage: Eukaryota; Metazoa; Chordata; Actinopteri; Cypriniformes; Cyprinidae. The coding region runs from base 2376 to 3803 and encodes 475 amino acids. The transcript has 5 exons.